AUGCGCAGAUGUAACUAUAGAAAAUGUCGUCAAAAAAUAUCUAAUCAGGCUUUUAUAACGUAUUGCGGUCACAUUUUUUGCGUUGAUCAUAAUCCUUGGGGUUUUAAGCCUGUGUCGAGUGGAAAUUUCUGUCCAUCCUGUGGUGAACCACUAACAGAAGAUUCACAUGUCCUUCAAAGUGAUUUUUUAUUGAUAGAAAAAAGGAAAACUAUGCUUUUAAAUGGUGUUAACCCUGAAACGGUUUUAGAAAUAGCUAGAGAGGCAUUGCUAUUUUAUUGGCGUCAAACAAUAGAAUAUGCACAAUACAUGGAAUACUGUGUCAAAAAAACUUUAGAUCAAUUUGAAAAGAGGGAAUUAGGCUAUAAAUCUCAUCUUAGUAGAUUGGAACAGGAAAAACAACAGGUUUUACUCCAUGCUGAACAAAGGGAAAGUUAUUCAGAAGAAAUAAAAGAUAAAUUAGUCCUAGCCAAUCAGCGAAUUUCAGCACUUGAGGCUCAGAUACAGACUUUAAAUGGCCAACAUUUGGAUUUUUCUAAGAAUAUAAAACAAUCAAUGAAUCCACUUAAUCAAAAGCAAUUCUUAGCAAAAGAGAAUUAUCUAAAUUGGAUGGCUGAUGCUGAUAUGGCUAAUAUUAAUACUUCUGUAUUUAAAGGGGCAGAAUUCUCAUUAAUCCUUGAUAGGCCAAAGCAUCCUACCAAAUCCUUGCAAAUGGCUCUUGAUUUUAGUUAUUUAGAAGUAUAA
Protopolystoma xenopodis is the source of this 741-nucleotide messenger RNA. Lineage: Eukaryota; Metazoa; Platyhelminthes; Monogenea; Polystomatidea; Polystomatidae. The record is from the annotation of a GenBank genome assembly.